Molecule: messenger RNA, 531 nt
Organism: Durusdinium trenchii
Lineage: Eukaryota; Dinophyceae; Suessiales; Symbiodiniaceae
Source: the annotation of a GenBank genome assembly
AUGACGCCUGGUUCACGGGGCAGGAUCUGGCAGCCUCGACCCUCGGCUGCAGCACCUGCCGUUGAUGGUGAGCCCACGGAUGCCGCCGCUCCUUUGGAUCCAUGGGCUGCUUGGCAUGAAAAAGGUGGAAAAGGGAAGGGCGCCGGGGGCGCCACUUCGUCGGCCGCACAGGAGGGGGGGGAUUGGCAAGAAGAUGAAGCAGCCUGGGCGCUUGCCUGGCCGGAGGACCAUGGGGAGAGCGAUGAGCAAUGGCUCUAUCGCCAUUAUGGUGGCCCUCGUAGGCAGGCAGACGCCAGAGGCUGGGAUGAUGCUGCUUGGGAUGCGAAGACUUCUUCCAAUGGCUGGUUGUCGGACGCUCAACUUCGCCGUUUCAAUACGGCUCCCCUCGGCAGGCUCAAUGCCACCUCAGAUGGCAAGUGGCUUGGAUCCUUCCACCCCGUCGGGGAUCCCGGAGGCCGGGACUGGGAUGGCUAUCCCUAUGAGACUGAAGCCUUCAAGGAGAAGGACAUGAAACCCACGGAACGGGUGAAA